CUCGAUCAUGUUGUUAAUAUGAACUUACUGGCUGUCGUAUAUUGUGACUCUGUUUCGUUUCUUGCAAAAUUCACGACGUACUCGAUACUUACAUCCUCGACGGUAUGCACUAGGAAGGUGAUAUAGGAUGAACCAGCAACAUGGCGUAUUUCUGCCUCCAGCACAGUCUCACCCGAUUCUCCAGCAAAAUUCUGCCAACGUAUCUGCAGAGCAUUUGCGAGACAAUGCAGCCGCUCUAAGUACCCCCCUGAGUCCCAUGUUCUCUCCUCCAGGAAGUGGACACUCGACACAUACCAACACGGCCAUGUCAUCUAGGCCAUACAAUCCUCAACAAUGGGGUCAAAGUAGUCAUGUUGGAGGGACGCAUAUGGCCUUUUCUCCUACACAAAGGUUUGCCAGGGAUGCUACUGGCAUGGAAGCAUCGAUGCCGUCUCCGCCACCACCUUAUACAGCGCCUUCGGACAGCACUCCUCGCUUGCUGCGUUCAGUACCCUCGACAGGCUUCUUGCCUUCUCCAUUGGCGAUGGAACCAUCAUCAGCUGGUAGUUCAAGUCAUCGUUCCAACCCGUUGGCUGGUUCGACUGCACACUUCCCUCCACCUCCAAAUGCUCAGAAUCGUGAUCGAUCAAGCUCUGGAGCAGGUAGAGACCCUCAAAGAUCUAGAUUUAGUAUCACCGGACUGGCUGCCCGCGUCAAGCGAUCUGAUAGCUCUGAUCAAAUAUCUACCUUAAGUCAUAUGCAAACCCCAGUGCCACAGAGCUCCACGGAACCUAUCUCCCGACCGCCCGCUUCGCGACGGGCUGCAUCUACUGGAGCCAUCCAGACGCACGCUUCUCAACACAAAUCUGCAGGCAGACUCUCGCCCGAGCAUUAUCAUUGGGAGCCUGGCAUGCCACUUCCUCCACCUCCACCAGGACCUCCCCCUACUCCCAGCCACAGAUCUCAGAGUCUCAACCGGUAUGCAAGACCAUCUCAAGAGGUACGAGCUGCUGCAGCUUCACCAAAUGUGCUAUCAACCUCUCCUCUUCCACCACCUCCUCCUCCUCCUCCUCCUCCAACCAGAAGAAGACAUGAGAACACACUUGGUGAGAUCCCUCCCACACCCUCAGACUGGAACCCAGAUACGGAGAGUGUUUCGUCUAGCUAUAUGGAGCUGCGUAUCAACACCGGGACACGAAGCAUCGGUCGCACUGUGGAUAAUAUCAGCCAGGGUCGUGCUUCAGCGAACAGAGACAUUGCAGACAGCAUACGUGAGAGAAGAUCGCGAAGUAAAGUCAAGAGAAGUGGUCAGGAAUCAGAUCAAGACUCCCAAAACGACCGGAGAUGCGCAGAGAAUACGACCCCGGCGCUUACAAAGCCUACCAAUCUCACACUUACCACUACUUCGGACGGUCUGCUACGAAGAAGACGUACUGCAGAUUCUGAGCCAUCUUCGUCUCAAUCUAGCCCAGCUCAGCUUUCGUCGCCAGAAUACAACCGUCCUCAGCGACAUGGACGACACGCCUUGACAAUCUUGACACCUCCAUACACACCUUCUGUCGCUGCUCCCGUGCACAAGAAUAAUUCUCAACAUGCUACUCCUCUUGACGAGCAGCACCCUUCCACAGGAUCAUCCCGAAGAGACUUCUCGCAGCCAGACAAGUUUCGCUCGGACGCUACAAAUACGAUUGGACCUGCACACUCCAUCGAGCUUACAGAUUUUGCGCGCUCUAGUCUGACACGGUUCCAAGGGUUCAUCGAUCAAGAAUCUACAGCCCAGAAUGAUCGCGAGAGACUGGAACUCUUUGCCAGCUUCAUGGUUCAAGAAUCUAGAUUGCGAAGGGGACGCUACUCAGAGGCCUUCAACACUAUGGCCGGGGAUAUCAUGGACCUCACACGGGACAUGUGGAGGCCGUUAUCCGCUGCGGCUGAGCACAAUGCAGUUCAAGUGCAGAGUCGGAACACAAGUCCCGAAAGUGCGAACAUCAUGAUUGAUCUUGACGCUAGCUUCCAUGCGUCAGUCACUUCCACUGCAGAACAUACGCCGGCUACUGAUACAGAGUCUGUGACCGAUGAGAGCGAGGAUGCUGCGGGCAGACGACCACCCAAUCCUUGGGGUGACAAGUUCAAGCCGUGUCUCUCGCCAAUCCCAAGCAUGGCUAUGAGUACAGUGCCAGACGAGCAAAGUUCGAGGGGUAGAUCGGCCAGUCGAUGGUGGGAAGAAAGUGUUGAUGGCUCGAUCGGUAAUGGAGGGCGUAGGCAUGAGAGGACCAAGCAAGAGUCCAAGUACAUGAGUCUGCACCCUCAGGAGUUAUACAUUGCCGCACAGCCAUCGCCCAACCAAGGUACGCCCACGCCCGGCACCAGCAAUCAGACUUUCCAGUAUGGUUCCGAGGAAUAUCCUCAAGAGAAAAUUGGUUGGCACGAAGAUGACGACCUGUACACUCCAUCGAACCCACCAUCUACAGCCCCACUCUCAUCUCGCGGUAAGGCACCAAUAAGUCGUAUUGCUGGCAAACCGGCUCUUGAUGUCACAAGACUUGUCACACUUCCGCCACCAUAUCCACGUCAUUACCCGGCAGUCAAUAACAGUCAUCCUGCAUUGAGCACGCUCAGGGCAAAUUUCAGGGCAGUUGCAGAUCUUACGAACGUACGCGAAGUCAUUCGAUCUCACGAGUCGGUCGAGGUUAGUCGACGUCAAUCCUGGAGAACAUCAGCUGGAGAGAGGCUUCGCCAUUUCCGCUCGCAAACACAAACGUCGAUCAACUCAGGCAAGAUCUCAUACAACGACGCCACCCAAGCCGAAUUGACAUUUCGCCAAUACGAGUCUGCAACCGCGCUCAAGCAGGCUGACACUCAAUGUCAGGACUUCCGCCAGAGGAUACACGAACCUGUGCACAGAAUGCUCGCUGAACAUGUGCGGAGCUGUGAUAACUAUAUUGACCAACUCAUCGAGGCUCUUGAUGCAGAGGCCCAGUGUGAUCAGAACUUGCUAGCCCAAACGGAAGGAGAUGAGAGACCCGAGCUCGUCGAGCAGCUUACACUCUUGAAGUGGCUCUUCGAAAGCAGAGAGCAAAUUCACAAGGAACGAUUCGACCUUGACACUGCGCUUCUUGCAAGGGAAUCUGCAACCGUCCUGACCAACUAUCAACAAAACGCAAACGAGAUGCAGCUGCGUCAAGCCGAACGGCAUUUUGCACUUGAACGACAAAGACGACAGCUUCAGUAUGCCGGACAAACCAACACGAGGUUCGAUCACUUACGCAAGACUGUGGAGAGGCAUACAUCUAGAGGAGUCGAAAUUCAGCUGUCGGCUUUCUGGGACAUUGCGCCUGGUCUAGCUGAGGUUGUGCACAAGAUUCCCCUCAACUUGCAAAGCUUCGAGAUUGUGGUGCCCUCAAACGAACUGGCAGAAAACACAUCUUAUCAGGAAUUUCCUUUGCAAUAUAUGUACACCAUUCUGGUACACGCCAAGAAGUCUGCAUACCAGUUCAUCGAAGCGCAGACCAAUCUACUGUGUCUGCUGCAUGAGGUGCACACAGCGACGGAAGCCGCUUCACUCCGUUUGCGUGAAAUUGAGCGCGGUGCAGCAGGUGAGGUUGCGGACCAAGUGCAGGCAGAGAUGACACACCACAAGAAGCGCAAGGAGCAGGAGCUGACUGAAGAUCUGCAAGGCAAAGUUCGCGAGGUAGAGAAUCAGUGGAGAGAGGCGUUGGGAGCGUCGAUCGAGGAGUGCAUUGAGAGGGUUAGAGCGUGGUUAGAACACACUGGUGGCUGGGAAGAGAGCCUGGAGGUUUGAACGCAACGGCGAGCAAGCGAGAUGAAAACAUUGAAUGAUUGGACAGACUUUGUUGAUGUGCCGCGUGGAAGUUUGACAGCCAGAGCGACAAACAUGUGACUAUUCGGCCAUCUGGGUGGCAGAUGUCGCUUGGUUGAGCACAAUCAAACAAUUAGGCACAACCGCAUGCGGCCACCAACAUCUGGCCCUGACUAGCACCUGCCUGAUUGUGAGAGUGGAUGAAAGAGGUCGUGGUUCCAAUAAAGAAGGAGGGCCAUCACGUGCCGGGUGUUGCCGAGUCACCAGCGAUUGUGGGCAGCUUUACGGGUAGCAAAAACUCUUUGAAGAACUUCUCUUUCACCGCACGCAUCC
Molecule: messenger RNA, 4129 nt
Organism: Aureobasidium subglaciale EXF-2481
Lineage: Eukaryota; Fungi; Ascomycota; Dothideomycetes; Dothideales; Saccotheciaceae
Exons: 2
Coding region: 128-3778 (1216 amino acids)
Source: RefSeq, a predicted model, not a curated record